Messenger RNA from Amyelois transitella, 1797 nucleotides. RefSeq names its product zinc finger protein Noc (gene noc). Gene Ontology annotation, biological process: negative regulation of DNA-templated transcription. NCBI's taxonomy places the organism in Eukaryota, Metazoa, Arthropoda, Insecta, Lepidoptera, Pyralidae. Gene Ontology annotation, cellular component: nucleus. Bases 155 to 1501 code for a protein of 448 amino acids. The transcript has 2 exons. The record is from RefSeq and is a predicted model, not a curated record.
UGGGGUCGCGUCUCUCAGAGUCGUCUCGAGAGCCGCUAAGGACACACGCGUUCAUUCAGUUUGCCGCGCUCCGUGAGAGAGUAUUUGUGUGUUGCUUGAGGCAUUUCGUGACUGCGCUGUGAAGUUUACAAGUGAUCGUAAAAGUUAUCUCCAAAUGGUCGUGCUUGAAGACGGAGGAAUGAUGACUACAAACCCUAAUCAAUAUUUACAACCUGAUUAUCUAACGCCGCUUCCAUCCUCUUUGGAUUCGAAGAAAAGCCCACUUGCGCUUUUAGCGCAAACGUGCAGUCAGAUCGGCGCUGACACUUUGCCGACGAAACCGCUUUUGCCGCCGCUUGACAAGAAAAAAGUGAAUAGUGUUAGUGAAUCAAUUAGCCGUUCAUCUCCAAAUAACAAUAUGAAUAAGGACAAACCCCGUUCAACUCCAGAACAUAAUAAACAUUUAGCAUUCAAACCGUAUGAAACAAAUGUUGUAACAAAGAAACCAGAAGAUACAAGACCAUCUUCAAAAGCUAGUUCCGACAGUUCCGAUGAGAAAAAAUCGGGAAAAAGUACUCCAGGAAGAAAAUCUACUCCGCCAUCUACAGAAAAUGGAAAAAAUAGCCCGUCGACUGAAAACAAAUCCUCUCCCGCGGGUUCGUCUGGAACGAGCCCAAUAAUCCGUUCCGGAUUAGAAGUUUUAGGACACGGCAAAGAUCACCUUGGUGCAUUUAAAAACUUACCUGGACUGCCUGGAUUUAACCCUCUCGCUGGACUUUGCUGCCCUCCGGGAAUGGAGCAACAUGGAAAUCCCGCAUUCAGACCUCCUUACGCGGGUGCUCCAUUCAGUGCACAUCAUGCCGCUAUGCUGGCAGCCGCUGCCGCAUUCCCUGGCUCCUCACCAAACCCUUAUCUCGGAUAUGCCAGAGUUAAAACACCCGCCGGCGGCGAAACCCUAGUUCCAGUAUGCAAAGACCCUUAUUGCACGGGAUGCCAAUUUUCUGUCAACAACCAUCACUUACUAAUGAGCAAUGGAUCAUGCCCCGCCGGCUGCACGCAGUGCGAACAUCAAAAGUACAAUUUAGCGAUGGCAAUGGCCCUCUCCCAACAAGGAGCGGCCGCGGGCGGUCUCCCUUACCCGCAACUCGGUCGACCCUAUGUUUGUAAUUGGAUUGUUGGAGAAUCAUACUGUGGCAAGAGGUUUGGAAACUCAGAAGAGCUUCUGCAACAUUUGAGAAGUCACACGACGGAUGGUGCGACAGCAUCGACCGCGCAGUCUACUCAACCUUCCUUGUUGAACCCCUUGAAUCCACUUUUCACAACUGCUGGCCUACGCAGUGCUUACCCGACGGCUCCUCUUAGCCCGUUGUCGGCUAGCCGGUACCAUCCUUACUCUAAAGUCGGUCUCCCUGCGAGCCUUGGUGCUUCUCCUUACGGUGCCUUCAACCCAGCACUCGGACCUUUCUAUUCACCAUACGCCAUGUAUGGUCAGAGACUCGGAGCAGCCGCAGUGCAUCAGUAAAUGGAAUGCAGUGAAUUAUUAAAAUGUUUGGACUGGUAAAAUUUUGUAAUGUCCAAUUUUCUUCUGUGAUAUUAAUAGACUCUAAUUCAUGUUCUAAGGCGUAAAUCGCCAUGACAAAUUUAGUGAUUAGUGCAAUUUAUCAUAGUUAUUUACGUAAGUGAACUUGCCGACGGAGUUGCUUCUACGCGAGUAAUUUAAUUGGAAAACUCUGUACAGCCAAAUGAUUUGUGUAAAUAAUAAUCUAUAUGUUUAAUAUUAAAUGAAUUAUUUCAAAUAUAUCUACAUACCAAAAUUAA